UUCAUGCUUUAAAUCUGGUUAUACGGUUAGAAAUGAGUAGUGUUAUUGGUGAUUUGAUGUGUGGAUCAUUAGAAGUUAAAUUUUGCUAGGAAAGUUUAGCCAUAUGAAUGGUACAGAAUAAUCUCAUAUCGUGAGCAGGAACUUCAUUUGCUAGCCACCAUGUACACUGCUGAGGGCGAUGGUUGGGUUUGUGAGGCUACCAUUUUCUUGGUUUUUUACAUAUAAUAAAGAAACCAACCAAAAUAAGAGACAAAAAUAAUCCCAUACUGCAUCUGGCUAAGAAUUAUGAACUAUGAAGCCCACCAGCCAAUUUCUCUGGGGUUCCUCCACGUUGUGAUGUUUUUGUCAACUUGCCAUAGAUGAUUGAGCCCAUUAACUUGUUUAGGCAAGCUUCUAACACGCUACCAAUAGAGUUGGCAAAACAAAGAACCGCAUCAUAAAAGUCUGAUCACGAUCGACGGUUCAGAUUGGUAGACCUAGAGUCAAGGACCCCACGUCCCCACUUACCAAACUCUAAAAGUGGUAUGCCAGGUCAAUUUCUUACUGUCAACUAAACCAACAGCAACUAGGUUCCAGAUCCUUCACUGCCCACGUUGUCUUUUAUUCUAUGGGGAAGAGCAGCAUCAUCAUCAUCUAAGUCACGGACAGCCGCCGCAGCAAAUCGCCAAGGACCCCAAAUUGAGAGAAGCUAUAUUUUUCUCGCCUGUAUUAUUAUUCGUCUUCCAAAACCAAAAGCCGCAGACCGAAGCAAGGGUUUGAUCCUUACGAGUUUCAGACACAAAAAAACAAAACAAAAGAGGGAAAAGUAAACUAAAAUGGCUUUGGCUAGCUUGGCCAGAAGAAAGGCAUAUAUUCUUUCAAGAAACCCGUUGAGCUCGCCCGUGGAUGCGUUUAAGCUCUCUUUUUCACUGCGCAAUUUCUCAAGGGGUUUCGCUUCAGAAUCCGAAGAGAACGACGUUGUUGUAAUAGGCGGUGGACCCGGCGGCUACGUGGCGGCUAUCAAGGCCGCACAGCUUGGUCUCAAGACAACCUGUAUCGAGAAGCGUGGUACCCUUGGUGGUACCUGCCUCAACGUGGGCUGCAUCCCUUCUAAGGCACUUCUUCAUUCCUCCCACAUGUACCAUGAAGCUAAGCAUUCAUUUGCUGGCCAUGGUGUGAAACUUUCUUCUGUUGAGGUUGAUUUGCCAACGAUGAUGGCCCAAAAGGACAAAGCCGUUUCUAAUCUUACCCGUGGUAUUGAAGGUCUUUUCAAGAAGAACAAGGUAACCUAUGUCAAAGGCUAUGGAAAGUUCAUUUCUCCCUCUGAAGUUUCUGUAGACACUCUUGAAGGUGGGAGCGCCAUUGUAAAAGGCAAGAAUAUCAUAAUUGCAACUGGUUCUGAUGUCAAAUCUUUACCUGGUAUCACCAUUGAUGAAAAGAGAAUUGUGUCAUCCACUGGAGCUUUGGCGUUGUUGGAAGUUCCUAAGAAACUUAUAGUCAUUGGGGCAGGCUACAUUGGGCUUGAGAUGGGUUCAGUCUGGGGCCGACUGGGCUCAGAGGUUACUGUUGUUGAGUUUGCCCCAGAUAUUGUUCCGACAAUGGAUGCUGAAGUCCGGAAGCAAUUCCAACGUGCACUUGAGAAGCAGAAGAUGAAAUUUAUGCUCAAAACUAAGGUGGUAGGAGUUGAUACUACUGGAAAUGGUGUGAAGUUGACAGUUGAACCAGCUGCUGGUGGAGAGCAAACCACACUCGAAGCUGAUGUUGUUCUUGUCUCUGCUGGUAGAGUUCCAUUCACAGCUGGACUUGGCUUGGACAAGAUAGGAGUGGAAACUGAUAAGGCAGGACGAAUUUUAGUCAAUGAAAGAUUUGUUACGAAUGUGCCAGGUGUUUAUGCCAUUGGAGAUGUAAUUCCAGGGCCUAUGUUAGCCCACAAAGCAGAAGAGGAUGGUGUUGCUUGUGUGGAGUUUAUAGCUGGUAAACAUGGCCAUGUUGAUUAUGAAAAGGUCCCUGGAGUUGUCUACACACAUCCUGAGGUUGCAUCAGUUGGGAAGACUGAGGAACAGGUUAAGGCACUUGGUGUUGAUUACCGUGUUGGGAAGUUCCCUUUCUUGGCAAAUAGCCGGGCCAAGGCUAUUGAUGAUGCUGAAGGAAUAGUCAAGAUAUUGGCUGAGAAGGAAUCAGACAAAAUUCUGGGAGUCCAUAUCAUGGCACCCAAUGCUGGAGAGCUCAUCCAUGAAGCUGUCCUUGCUGUUAAUUAUGGUGCAUCAAGUGAGGACAUUGCACGCGUGUGCCAUGCACAUCCUACAAUGAGUGAGGCAUUGAAGGAAGCCGCAAUGGCCACCUACGACAAGCCAAUUCACGUCUAGGAAUCUAGAUAUCGUCCAUUAAUCUUCUUUCUAAGUUUUGUUUGAGAAUUUUCAAGAUGAUUCAGCAAAUACUGUUCAUUUUCUUGUUUGUCCUUACUUGAAGCAGACGGCAUGCUUGAAUAGAGGUAUGCUAUUCAUUGUUCUCUGUUGUCUAAAUGGCUUAAUAACUCAGCAUGUUCAGUCAACUGUUUGAUCA
Messenger RNA from Durio zibethinus, 2541 nucleotides. Its product is annotated as dihydrolipoyl dehydrogenase 1, mitochondrial-like. NCBI's taxonomy places the organism in Eukaryota, Viridiplantae, Streptophyta, Magnoliopsida, Malvales, Malvaceae. Gene Ontology annotation, cellular component: mitochondrion; oxoglutarate dehydrogenase complex. Gene Ontology annotation, molecular function: flavin adenine dinucleotide binding; dihydrolipoyl dehydrogenase (NADH) activity. Gene Ontology annotation, biological process: pyruvate metabolic process; 2-oxoglutarate metabolic process. The record is from RefSeq and is a predicted model, not a curated record.